AUGAGCAAAUCUCCAUUUAGUCUGCAGUUAUUGAGAAGAUGAGAUUCAUUUGAGUCAUGUGACCAUCGUGCAUGAUAUUCUCAGUGCUGCGAGAAUGGGGCCAACAAGUUGCAACACGUUAUGGGUGUAAGUGUUUGGAAGAUGUGGGGCGAAAGCAGAAGCAGUCCUCCUGCAACAUUCACAGUUCGUUUGAUUUCAACAACUGUACAAAUAUAGUAGGCUCGUGGGAAGGCACCCAGAUAGCGCUGCCGGAGGUAGAGCAAAGCACAACAAUGUUUAUUGUGUUCUCUAAGGUCUCCUAUAUACAUAGUGAAGGUCUCUGGUAGCUGUAGUCUACCGGUAAAAACAUCGGGAACCAAUGAUGACUUCUGUUACGGAGCUGCUUUUGGGAACACUUGAUGAUCUGGGAGAUGAAGAGCUGAAGAUCUUCAAGUGGUUUCUGCAGCAAGCGGAAAUCCUGGAAGACUUCCCUGCCAUCCCAAAGAGCCACCUGGAGAAGGCUGACAGGCUGGACACACUGGACCUGAUAGUGCAGACCUACAAUGAACAGUCUGUGGAGGUGACCAAGAGAGUGUUGACAAAGAUCAACAGGAAUGAUCUGGUGCAGAGUUUGUCCAACAUCAGCUCAGGACCCAAACUAAUUGUGCAUGAUGUUGGGGAAAUGUCAAAGAGCAGGGAAGCAUCUUCCACUUUCCUUUCUUGCUCCAGCAGCAGUCAGACUGAAGAUUUGCUGGAGCCAGAACCUGGCCUUCCAGAACUGAUUGCAUUACACCAGCACACACUCCAGUCACACCUCCAGAACAGGUUUAUGUGUGCACAAGAGGGAUGGACAGAAAGGACAGAUAAAAAACACCUAGAUGACGUCUACACAGAGGUCUUCAUCACGUAUGGGAGCAUUGUAACCAUUAACAGGCAGCAUGAGGUCAGGCAGGUUGAGAUGGCAUUUAGAGAACCAGGGGGAACAGAGCAACCAGUCAAUCCCAGUGAUAUCUUCAAACACCCCUCUGGAAAAAACAUGCCUGUAAGAACGGUCCUGACCAAUGGGAUUGCAGGAAUCGGCAAAACCUUCCUUGUACAGAAGUUCAUCCUGGAUUGGGCUGAAGGACGAGCCAAUCAAGAUGUGCAUCUCACAUUCCCCUUCACCUUCCGCCAGCUGAAUUUACUGAAGGGGAGAAGGUUUAGUUUUGCAGAGCUCAUUCACAAAUGUAUCAGGGAAAGUCGAGAUAUCACAGAGGAAGCACUGAAUUACAUCUUCACAAAACUGCAGGCUUCAGGAAAUACCAACUUUAACAAAAGUAAAUUUAAACUUCUGUUUGUGCUUGAUGGGCUGGACGAAAGCCGCCUUCACCUCGACUUCACUACUGAUAACAAUCCCACCACUGAUGUGACACAGGCAGUUGGAGUAGAAGUCCUGGUGACAAGUCUCAUCAAGGGUGAACUGCUUCCCUCUGCUCGCCUCUGGAUAACCACACGACCGGCGGCGGCCCAUCAAAUCCCUUUUGACUUUGUUGACAUUGUGACAGAGGUGAGAGGGUUCACUGAUCCACAGAAGGAAGAGUACUUCAGGAAGAGAUUCAGAGAUUCAGAGAUUGCCGACAGAAUCAUCUCCCACAUCAAGACAUCACAAAGCCUCCACAUCAUGUGCCACAUCCCAGUCUUCUGCUGGAUCACUGCUACAGUUCUGGAGGACAUGUUGAAAACCUGUGAUGCAGGAGAGCUGCCCACGACCCUGACUGAGUUGUACACAGAAUUCUUGAUGUUUCAGAUCAGACAGACAAAAGAGAAAUAUGGCAUGGUGAAGAGCAUUCAGUACAUUCACUCGCUUUCGAAACUUGCUUUUCACCAACUGGAAAAGAGGAACCUGAUCUUCUAUGAAAAAGAUCUCAAAGAGAGUGGCAUUGAUUUCAACGAAGCCUCGGUGUACUCAGGAGUGUUCACGCAGAUCUUUAAAAAGGAGCGCCGCUGGAAGAAGGACAUGGAUGAGUGCAAAAUGUUCAGCUUUGUCCAUCUAAGCAUUCAGGAGUUUUUUGCUGCUGUUUAUGUGGUGCAGUCACUCAUUAACAAAAACAAAAAUGUAAUGGCGCAACAACAACUCAAGUUUCAAAGUGUGCAGAUGCUCUUCAUCAAAACGUCUAUGGCAGAGGUCCAAAAAAUGGCUAUUGAUAAGGCCUUACAGAGUCCAGAUGGACACCUGGACUUGUUCCUCCGCUUCCUCCUGGGUCUCUCCCUGGAGACCAGUCAGAAUAGUCUACAAGGUCUGCUGAAACAGACAGUAAGUACUUCAGUGGCCAAUCAGGUAACAGUGCAGUACAUCAAGGAAAAGAUCCGGGAGAACCCAUCUCCAGAAAGGUGUAUCAACCUGUUCCACUGUCUGAAUGAACUGAAUGAUCAUUCUCUGGUGGAGGAGAUCCAGCAGUACCUGAGUUCAGGAAGUCUCUCCACAGACAGACUCUCUCCUGCUCAGUGGUCAGCUCUGGUCUUCAUCUUGCUGUCAUCAGAAAAAGACCUGGACAUGUUUGACCUCAGGAAGUACUCUGCCUCCGAGGAAGGUCUCCUCAGGCUGCUGCCAGUGGUCAAGAACUCUAAUGUAUUCUUCCUGAGUGGUUGUAACCUGUCAGAGAGAAGCUGUGAAGCUCUGGUCUCAGUUCUCAGCUCCCAGUCCUCCAGGUUGAGAGAGCUGGACCUGAGCAACAACAACCCACAGGAUUCAGGAGUGAAGCUGCUGUAUGCUGGACUUGAGAGUCCACACUGUAGACUGGAAACUCUUAGGCUGAGUGGCUGUAAGCUGUCCUGGAGAAGCUGUGAACCUCUGGCCUCAGUGUUCAGCUCCCAGUCCUCCAGUCUGAGAGAGCUGGACCUGAGUAACAACGACCUGCAGGACUUAGGAGUGACGCUGCUCUCUGCUGGACUGAUGAGUUUGUGCUGUAAACUGGAAUCACUCAGGUUGAAUUUGUGUAACCUAUCAGAGAGGAGCUGUGAAACUCUGGCCUCGGUUCUCAGCUCACAGUCCUCCGGUCUGAAAGAGCUGGACCUGAGUAACAACGACCUGCAGGACUCAGGGGUGAAGCUGUUCUCAGCUGGAUUGGAGAGUCCACACUGCAGACUGGAAACUCUUAGGUUGUCAGGCUGCAUGAUCACAGAGGAAGGCUGUGCUUCUUUGGCCUCAGCUCUGAGGUUUAACCCCUCCCAUUUGAAAGAGCUGGACCUGAGCUACAAUCAUCCGGGAGACUCGGGGGUGAAGAUGCUCUCGGCUGUGAGAGAGGAUCCACAGUGGAGACUGGACAUUCUCAGUGUGGACCAAAUCGGCAUGCACUGGCUGAAGUCUGGUCUAAGGAAGUAUGCCUGUGAACUCACCUUGGACCCAAACACAGCAAACAGAUACCUCUCUUUAUCUGCGGACAACACAAAGGUGUCACUGGUGAGAGAGAGACAGACAUAUCCCCAGCACCCAGAGAGAUUCCACGACUGGAAGCAGGUGCUGUGUACAAAUGGUCUGACUGGCCGCUGUUACUGGGAGGUGGAGAGGAAAGGCUGGGUGUCUGUGGGAGUGACUUACAGAGGAAUCAGAAGGAGAGGAGGGGAGCACCUCGGCGUCAGCGACACGUCUUGGAGCGUGUGCUGCUCUGGUGACCGUUACUGUGCCUUUAGCAACAACAAAAUGACAGCCAUAUGUACCACCAACUCUGUUUCUGACAGAGUAGCGGUGUAUCUAGACUGGCCUGCUGGCACUCUGUCCUUCUACAAAGUCUGCCCUGACACACUGAUGCACCUCCACACCUUCUACUGCACGUUCACUGAACCCCUCUACCCUGCGUUUGGGUUCGAGUAUAUGAUUAGGUUCGACUCCACAGUGUCUCUGUGUCAGAUGGAGGAGGGGGAGUCGGCUCCUGGUGAGAAACACCUCUGCUGAAACAAGACUGUACAAGAUUACACACACACAGUAGUCACAUCUUAAGGUGUGGCUAUUAGCCUGUAUAUUUUCGUAUCAAUGUCUUAAUGCACUGAAAUGAACAGAGUUGUAACAUAACUUUGAUAAUAAAAAGUUAUUACGUGUCUGUAUAUGAUCAA
Messenger RNA from Dicentrarchus labrax (European seabass), 4068 nucleotides. Its product is annotated as NACHT, LRR and PYD domains-containing protein 12. The record is from RefSeq and is a predicted model, not a curated record. The transcript is spliced from 10 exons. Gene Ontology annotation, molecular function: protein binding. NCBI's taxonomy places the organism in Eukaryota, Metazoa, Chordata, Actinopteri, Moronidae. Bases 359 to 3910 code for a protein of 1183 amino acids.